AUGCUCCUACCUGUGGUCUCUUACCUGCUAGGAAUAGCUACCCUCGUGGCUGGUCAGAACCCGCCACGGCGGUUCUUUAUACAAGUUAACGCACCGGGCAUACCGCCAUUCCUGUUAGGACCGGCACCGCUACCUCCAGCACCAUCACCGUCCUCGUCCGUGACAAGCAGCUCCGAAGCAGGCGCAGUCUGCACAAGCCUGAGCACGGCGUAUGUGGUCAGCACCGUGGUUACUACUACUACAGAGAGCCGCUCCGUCGUCACGUCUUAUGUCACCGUGACUUCCGGCGAUCUUUUGCCUGUCGUUACUGCUACCGAGACUGUCUUCGUCACAAACACCUUGACCGAGGCGACGGGCUCCGUGUCAACGACCACGGCAACGACUACACCACCGACCAUUACCGUACCUACUCCGGCCGGCUUUACACCCCUUAACGACUAUCCUCCGGUUGGCCGGCGACGAGGCAUGCCCGAGCCUCGCGAUGACACCAAGGCGGACCCGGCAUGUACAUCCACGACAAGCCUAACAACGACAAUAUUCAGUACUGCAACCGAGACGAGCACCGUCGAAGCAGACGCCCCCAUCGCCACCACCACCCUGACCACCACCGUUAGUGCGACCGGCGCCGCCGGCACCGAGCCCGAGACCGCCAGCAGCGUCAUCACCAGCACUAUAACCACAACUACAACGUCCUUGACCAUCGCCACGGAGACGGCGCAGUCUGAAGCGCCGACACCGACAGUCUACGCGCAGUGCGCGCCAGAUAACCUCCGGUCGACGUUCAAUGGGCGGGGCAUCGCUGACUAUCAACCAGUCAACUUGGAGCCUUACACAACCGAGGAUAGCCUUGAGGAUUCGGCGGAGGACUGCUGCGCGAAAUGCGCCGCUGUAGCGGACUGCUUUGGCAGCGCCUACCUCGAGAGCUCUGGAGAGUGCGAGAUCCUGAUAGGAGAUAAUUCAUUUGCCUGCAACCCGGCCCAGACGGCCUUUGAAUAUUACAGGGGAUCAGGGCCUGGCGUAGUCUACACGCUUAGCAAUGGCAACUGCGGCAAGUUUGCACUCGCUACGUGAAGCGGAGCAACACGAAGGUCGCCCACCCGGAGCCGCGGCGGUGUAUGACGACCCUUUUCCCUUUUGGCGUAUAGGCAUGAUUUUUUUCAACCCUCAGAGACGAUUAAUGGUAUCAGACAUCUGCCGCCAGGCGUCAUCUGGUGUUCCUUGUCUUCCUUGGGCGACUAGCUUGGCCGUGUGCCACGAAACGGAACGGCCAAGGUCUCUUGUAGUGCUAUACCUGCCGGUAUUCCCCAACCUUAUAUUACUUACGUAGCUUUGUUCUAGUCUUGAGCUUGAUAAAUGACGGAAAUCCUUAGCCUGCCUAGAUUUACCCGCUCUUUCCUGUCUACU
Messenger RNA from Microdochium trichocladiopsis, 1404 nucleotides. RefSeq lists its product as uncharacterized. The transcript has a single exon. Bases 1 to 1071 code for a protein of 356 amino acids. NCBI's taxonomy places the organism in Eukaryota, Fungi, Ascomycota, Sordariomycetes, Xylariales, Microdochiaceae. The record is from RefSeq and is a predicted model, not a curated record.